UUGACCAAACCACAGCAGCAGCAGAACCAGCAGCAGCAGCAGUCUCCGAAGCAACAAAAGCGUUCCAUUAAAACGGCGCCAAUUCCGAUGGCGGCCUUCCUCGGUAACGACAUUAGCGGCGGCAGCCCCAGCAGCUCCGCCGGCAUCCGCAGCGGUGCCACCGCAGCCGCAGCAGCAACAGCAGCUCUGAACGGCGGUGGCGGGGGGCGUGGCGGUGGUCGCCAGGGCGCCGCCAAUGGGGGUGGCAGUGCAUCGACCUCAGGUCCAUCGGCAUCGUCCAAGUCGGAGAAGCACGACGACGGCGAGGAGGGUGGCAUUGGCAUCCUCUGCGGCUGUGGCAACAGAGCCCCCAAGUCGCACUGCAUAUCGGCAACAGGCGUUCUUCUGCUGGUGCUUCUGUACACCGCCAUGGGGUCGAUCAUCUUUGUGACCCUCGAGGGUGAGCUGGAGGAUGUGAGUGCCGUGGAGACCGCUGUGGCCGCCUCCAAGCCAUAUCCCCGCACUGAAUUGGCCAACGCUGAGAUACGCUCCAGAACUGUGGAUCGCCUGUGGUCGAUAACGGAGGACCUCAAUAUACUGUACAAGGAGAACUGGACUCGUCUGGCUGCCCAGGAGGUUCAACUGUUUCAGGACACUCUGCUGCGGGCCGUUCGUCAGUCAAAGGCUUACCCACCAGGCGGUAUCCAGAUGAAUGCACCGACCCACAAAUGGACCUAUGCCUCGGCCUUUCUCUACUCCAUGACAUUAAUUACAACGAUAGGCUACGGCGGCGUCUCGCCACGAACCCAGUGGGGCCGCAUUGCCGCCCUGAUUUACGCUCUCCUCGGCAUACCCAUCAUACUGCUCUACUUGUCCGCCAUGGGCGAUGCACUGUCCACCGGCAUGCGUUGCCUGUUCCGUCGCCAGGGUGGGGAGAAGGGCGGGGCAGGCGAAGGGGACGGCAUCGACAAUGGAGCUGGCGGUGGCAACGGGCGAAAAUCUGAUAAGAAGAAGGGCAAGAAGGGAAAGGGGGGCCACUACGGUCACCAUGGCGGCAACAAUAUGCACUACGGCAUGCCGCAGACCGUCUACCAGCAGCAACAGCAACAGCAGCAGCAGCAGCAGCAACAGCAGCAGGAAAAGAAGAGCUCUGAAUCGGAAAACGAACAAGGACCUGGACCCCGGGGCUCCGCCAGCGUGCCCAUCUCGAUCUGUGUGUGCGUGAUGGUCUGCUAUGUGACCAGCGGGGCCAUACUCUUCCACCGGCUGCAGAACUGGAGCGUGCUGGAGUCACUGUACUUUUGCUUCACCUCGCUGGGCACCAUCGGCUUCGGAGAGCUGGCCCCCAGGGGCACGCUCGCCUUGUACAUGGCCUCCGCCUAUAUCCUGGUGGGCAUGGCCGUGGUGGCCAUGUGCUUCAACCUGAUCCAGACCGAGAUUGUGCACUGGCUGCGCAAGUUCAGCGUCCAGGACCACGUGACGCCCAAGGCAGAGGAGGUGACCCUGGUGUCGGUGUCCGUCACCCCGAAGCCCUCCUGACAACGACCCAGCGCGGACCUGCUGGGCGGCGUCGCCGGCGGUCCCAGCACCUCCUCCGGUCUGGGCGUGGGCGUGGUAGGCCAGCCACCCAACAGCCUGGCCCAGCACCAGACGAUGUUCUUCGGCCCGGCCCACACCCUGACCCAGUACAGCUCGCUGCCCCGCCGCAGCCACAUGCACGGCGGCCACGGGGUCGGACACUCAUCCUCGGGAGCGGCCUUCCAGCGCAACACGCCCAUACGCCGCUCCACGGGCAUACCGGAGCACCACAUGGAGUACUUUGUGCCGCGCAGCAUCAGCGAGUUCAACCUGUCGGGCGUGGGCGAUCUGGCCCUGCCCCCGCCGCGGCGCUACUCCCCCAACAUGAACCACAUGGGCAUGGGCACGGGCACGGGCACGGGCAUGGGAAUGGGCAUGGGACCAGGCAUGGGAAUGGGCAUGGGUAUGGGCAUGGGUAUGGGCAUGGGCAUGGGCAUGGGACUGCCGCACGGCCUCCAACUGGGACCGCCGCAGACACUGCUCUGUGGCGGCGGCCCCCAACAACAGCAGCAACCACCGCCGCCACCGGCCCAGCUGCAGAUAGUCACCCUCAAGCCGCGCAGCGAGAAGAUGGUCACCUUCGAGGACGAGUCCAAGCAGCAGCAGCCGCCGCCACCCUCCAUUGUCUCCUCCGGCGUGUCAUCUGUGACGUCGGCGAGCACCCAUUGUCCCCACGGGGUGCCUACCACGCCGCGCAAGUCCUCCGGCGUCGCUGGCCUGAGUGGCGGCGACAUCUUCAUGUGACCAUCCAGUUGACUAGCGGCGGCGUCCAGUGACUGUUCGCCAGUGGCAUCUGGAUCGGGUUCUGGUUCCGGUGCCGGUGUCGGAGCUGGAGCUGGGGCGGCAUCAGAGCUGAAUGCGGCGAUGCGUCUGCGGGAUAGCAUUGACGAGGCGCUGUGCCCCAAGUCGGGACCGGCCCCAGGUGAGGUGAUACGUGUCUAAGUGAAUCUAACCAAAUGCUCACACUGUAAGUAAUUGCACACACACCCACACACACACACACAUAUACAGACAGGCGGACUCCUAUCUUGCACACAAACGAACACACAUGCAUAUCCAUAGACACACAUGUAUAUGGAAGUCAAGGAGUGUUGCCUACAUCUGGGGGCUCCAAGUGAGCGAACGAUAGCGACAGGGGAGGAGAGACGUAGGAAGCAGGAACCAGGAACCAGCAAGCAACACAAGCAGGGAGGGGGGGAGAAGAAGUAACAAUUUCCUUCAUCUAAAAGUUCUCCGUGUUUUUCGAAUCUAUAAACAUUGAGCAAAUAUUUAUUAUUAUGUGUGUAAAUAUAGGAAAAACCAAAAAACAAAAGCAUCCACAGGGUAGAGAAUAGACAAAGUUCGGGUCGGUUGGAAGCAUCAGCAGCUGCAGGAGUACAGGACGACAGGAGGGUGCAAAGUUAGGUUGGGGCAGGGGAAUGGGGAGGGUGAGGCAUUAGCAGCAACGACUAAAUUAAAAUUGAAAUUAAAAUUCCACAUGAUAAAUGCAUAAAUAUUUAAAUGGUGGAUGAGAGUGUUUAACGUUAAUGCCGAAUGCACGUAAAAACCGAAAUUAAUAAAAUACAUAGCGAAUACUAUGAAUAAUAAAUAGUGGUUCUCCUCGUGUAUGGGCGUGGCAGCGACAGGGGAAUACGGGGAAUGCGGAGAAUGCGGGGCAUGCGGGGCGGGAAACAAACAAAAUGCAAAUGAAAAUGACAAAUUGUAUAAAUACCAGAGGACAAAGUUUAUUUAAGCGAUUUGUUAGUUCGUUUCGGCUUCUCUCUCACUCACUCUGCGUCUAUUUUUUUUUGCCAUAUUUUCAUCUACUUCUGUGUUCCUGGGUGGCCAUGGUGGGUGGGGGCAAGUGGAAUUUGAAAUUACUUUGCCGCAUAGUGCUGUAUAACAGUUCCAUUAGAACGCGGUAGAACGGUAUUGUCUGUGUGGCAGGCAGGAAAGCAAAUGAAAACUAAAAUAUUUGUUGUAUAGGAAGUGGUAUAAUUGAUUAGUUUACAACUGUUAUACUGUGCUCUAGAAGCGAUAGGUACAGUACUGUGCGUUUUUAUCCAGCUGUUAUACAGACUGUGUUGCGAGAGUUUGCUUCGUUGCACACAACUGUUAUAUUACCUAUUUUCGCUGUUAUACUAACUGUCAUAAUGUUUGCAAUGUGUACAAAAAUGAAAUGGUACCUUUCGUGCACAAACUGUUACAAUAAGUUUGUUAUAUUAUCUGUUAUAUCUGUUAUACAGCUUACUUGUCUUUGUAGAUUCAACAACAAUCAACACUAUCUCGUACAAUCUGUUAUACAUGUAGUUAUCAUUGACCUGUCAUAAAAUCUCUUAUACGACUAGAUCCGAAUGAUGGAUCAUGUAUGUAUUUACAUAUAUCUGAGUCUCUUUAGUCCUUCAGUUCUUCAGUCUUGUUCAAGCACCAAGGAAUUCUACAAACUACCAUCGAUUCAUCAAAAUCCCCCGUGGCAUCUGCUUAAGCUAUUGCUGAGUGGUUUUUUUUUAAAUUUUUUUUUUGUUUCCUCUCCCGCACCACACGCUUCGCCUAGGGCAAAUAGGUUUAAAUACUUUUUAAAUACAUUUUGAUUGUAGGUAAUUGAGCGCGUGAAUUGUCAUUUGUUGUUUGUUAUUUGCUGCCGUCUGUCCUUUUUGCCGCAGUGCCAGAGCUGCCAGACCGUUCGGAUGGCUGUCAUCCAAGUGGAGCUCAUUUGGCGCAAUUUCGCUGCCAUUCGGUUGGCUUUUUUUGCAGCCCUUCAUUAAAAUAAAUAAAUGAAACUUGAGUGUCUGCCCUAGCCUGCACGCGAGGGUGUGUGGUCGCGGCGCGAUGCAUUUGUUAAUUUUUGCCAUAUUCAAUUUGUGGCAUUCAAUUAAAAUAGUAAAAUAGUGAAAUGAAAGCAGAAACCAAAAAUCAAAUAGGCUAGGUACUCGUACAUACUCGUAAAAAAUCAAAUCAAAAUAAAAUUGAAUACACACAAACGCAGAUACACAGACAGAAGAAGCUUAGAUGGGAGGAUUUCAAUUAAUGGAUUGCGUGAUUGCGGGCCAAGGCCGAAGGGCGAGCAACGGUAAUCUGAGGGCGGUCCGACAGAAGCAGUCAGAAACUAAUUCCAAAAUCCAGUUUGUGUCAUAGCAUAAGCCCACGCAGAUACAUACUAAACACAUACAUACAUAUAUGUCUAUGUAGUUAAUAACUAACUAACUAACCAACUAACGAAAAGCAGCAGCCAUAAUCGUACAGCAGAAACAUAAAACAUAAAACGGAAAACAGAAAACAGAAAAUGGAAAAAAGCUAAAGCAAAUAUUGAAUUUAAGUCAAUGUAAUUAAAUUAAGUCCACUUCAACACUCGCACAAAAAAACGACAACCAACAAAUAACAGCCGACACACGGAUAGACAGACAGACAGACAGAGACAUCGACACUCCGAAAACCACAAUAUAAUUAAUAACUAUCUGAUAAAUAUAGAAAAACUAAAUGUAAUAUGUGAGUGUUUUUUUUUUGUUGUCAAAUUCCUAGCACGGUAAGUUGAACUCUUAGGCUAACCGAAGUGGCUCGCGACAGUGAGUGACAGUUAUGGAUAAAUUACACCUAGUUCAUAUACCCGUACUCUUAGUAUUAGUCCUCCAAACGUGUGCAGGUCGGCAGAUAUUGGUACAGCGGAAAUAUCUACAUGUAUGUACAUGUGCAUGGGCCGACAUAGAUGCACACAUAUGUAGUUGUAAGCCUCCAUACAUAUAUAUAUGUAGCCGUACACAAAACGAAACUAAUUUAGCAUUGAGCAAGGCAACUAGCAAUUAAGUAAAUACCGCAGUUUGCGACAUAUACAUCUACAUAUAAUAUACAAUAUAUAUAUA
Messenger RNA from Drosophila miranda, 5393 nucleotides. RefSeq names its product TWiK family of potassium channels protein 7. Gene Ontology annotation, cellular component: membrane. The annotation marks the transcript as partial. Gene Ontology annotation, biological process: potassium ion transmembrane transport; stabilization of membrane potential. The transcript has 5 exons. NCBI's taxonomy places the organism in Eukaryota, Metazoa, Arthropoda, Insecta, Diptera, Drosophilidae. The record is from RefSeq and is a predicted model, not a curated record. Gene Ontology annotation, molecular function: potassium ion leak channel activity.